UAUCAGAGAGGUCACAGGUGACCACAUGUGGAAGAAUUCUUCACAAACGCAGGUCACACAAGAACCCAGAGAAGACAUUUCUUACAAUGGAGGUGUGUCCAUUCUGCGGCAAGUCCUUUAAAAGGUUAAAAUCUCACCUUCCUCACUGCAAGGCUGCCCCUUCAGCACAAUCCAAGAUUACUUCACCACCUAAUCGCCAUGCAGAGCAAGCAAACACCCGUCAGAAAAAGAACCUUAGCGCUUUAUCACCAUUGUCAGACAGCAGUUACCUAGCCACUUGUUCCAUAACUAAAAUGAUGCCAGGGAAUAACUCCAAAAUUACAAAACCUAAAGGCUCUUCACAAAUUAGCAGUAGGGAAAAAGAAACCUGCGUGUCUGAUGUUAGUAAAGAUGGUUCUUGGACAGAAGGUGAAAAUACCAAAGUGUUUCAAAAAGCAAAGAAAAAGAAAGCUGUCAGUUCACAGCCUGCAGCAAAUACAGAGAGCGAAGUGUCAAAAAGUGACAGGGCGCCUUCAUUACCCCAUAAAGUCAAGCCAGAAAAUGAAGCAGUAAACGGAGACUAUGCUAAUAAAACCAGUGUUUGGAAUCACAUCAGUCACUGUUUAAUAAAAAAUGGCAAGAAUGUUGUGGGAAGGUAUCAAAUGCAGGAUAUAGCUGUUUCAACAAAUGAAAGACAUGACUGCCAGCGGCAAAGCCUGUUUUUAACCAAGACUAAUGUGUGGGAUCACAUCAAAGACAGUUUUUGCUACAAAAAAUAUGGAGCAUUCUCUCUUAUAAAGAAUACAGAAGUUAAAUUAGGUGGACUGCAGGGGAGUGUUGAGCAUCAGAAACAUGUUUGCAAUGGGAAUUACAGUUUCAGCCUUGUGCACCCUGUUCAAGAUUGGGCAAUAGUAGGGGAAACAGAUGGCACAAAUGUGAUCACUAGUGAUGAAACCUCAUCUAUGGCGUAUCCAGUAGCAUUAAGUCAGCAACGUCCCGGUGUGGCUCUGGUGGGAAGCAUGGAGUGGUUUCCGGAGCUCCACGCUGGAUAUUCUGCCAUAAAAAUCUGUAUGGUCCCAACUAAAUGUUACCUUUUUCCUCAAGGAAUUCACCACCACACUGCUCAAGAGCCUUCUUCUGGCACUACCAUUCCACACAGUCUACAAGCAGACAAAACCGUAUUAGAUGUAAAAAUUGGAGAUCUGCCAUCAUGGCUGGCAUCUCGCAACCUUGCACCAUGGGCAGCUGUUGCAGCAGCACAGAGAAGUUGGAGAAGAUACUAUAGCAAGUAUAUCAAUGUUAAACAGGGUACUGCUGGUGGGCUGACUAUGUUGUUAGCAGGCUAUUGUAUCCUCAGCUAUAGCUGGAACUAUCAGCGACACAAACAAGACCGAUGGAGAAAGUAUCAUUGAACUAGCAUCCUCACCAAGAUCAAGAAAAUGUCUGAUAAUUUAACAUUUUUCUACUUAAGAACUGGAAUUAUUAUUAAAAAGACCGGAUAAGCAAGGCAUUGGUUCAUUAUAGGCUUUAAGACUUUGCUUUCAGAUGCUCUUCAUAUGUUCCUUCUACAGCAAGGAUGGUCAGAUAAGGAGGGCCGGAGUGGCAACAGGUGUUUGGCCCAACCCAAUUUCUUAAUUAAAAGCUAAAUUACUACUGCUAAAGCAGGGUCUUAACAGGUAACAUUUUGUGCUUCAUUUUGUUU
Erpetoichthys calabaricus (reedfish) is the source of this 1681-nucleotide messenger RNA. RefSeq lists its product as uncharacterized. Bases 87 to 1391 code for a protein of 434 amino acids. The record is from RefSeq and is a predicted model, not a curated record. Lineage: Eukaryota; Metazoa; Chordata; Cladistia; Polypteriformes; Polypteridae. The transcript is spliced from 5 exons.